AUGGAUCCCAAAUAUCAGUGUGUGAAACUGAAUGAUGGCCACUUCAUUCCUGUACUGGGAUUUGGAACCUAUGCACCUCCAGAGGAUCCUAAGAAUAAAACUCUGGAGGCCACUAAAGUAGCAAUAGAAGCUGGGUUUCGCCAUAUUGAUUCUGCUUAUUUCUACAAUAAUGAAGAGGAGGUUGGACUGGCCAUCCGAAGCAAGAUUGCAGAGGGCAUUGUGAAGAGAGAGGACAUAUUCUACACUUCAAAGCUCUGGUGCACUUUCCAUCGACCGGAGCUGGUCCGACCAGGCUUGGAAACGUCACUGAAAAGACUUCAGUUGGACUACGUUGACCUCUACCUUAUUCAUUUCCCAAUGUCUCUGAAGCCAGGAGAGGAGAUUUAUCCAGGAAAUGAACAAGGAAAUGUAUUACCUGAUACAGUGGAUCUCUGUGCCACGUGGGAGGCCAUGGAGAAGUGUAAGGACGCAGGAUUGGCCAAGUCCAUCGGGGUGUCCAACUUUAACCGCAGGCAGCUGGAGAUGAUCCUCAACAAGCCAGGGCUCAGGUACAAGCCCGUCUGCAACCAGGUGGAAUGUCAUCCUUAUCUCAACCAGAGCAAACUGCUGGAUUUCUGCAAGUCAAAAGACAUUGUUCUGGUUGCCUACAGUGCUCUGGGAAGCCAACGAGAAAAACAAUGGGUGGACCCAAGCGCCCUGGUUCUCUUGGAUGAUCCAGUUCUUUGUGCCAUGGCAGAAAAGCACAAGCGGACUCCAGCCCUGGUUGCCCUUCGCUACCAGCUGCAGCGUGGGGUGGUGGUCCUGGCCAAGAGUUUCAAUGAGAAGCACAUCAGGGAGAACUUGCAGGUUUUUGAAUUCCAGUUGUCUUCAGAAGACAUGAAAGUCCUAGAUGGCCUGAACAGAGAUAUUCGAUAUAUUGAUGCUAAAAUGUUGACCAGCCACCCUAAUUAUCCAUUUUCUGAUGAAUAUUGA
Molecule: messenger RNA, 972 nt
Organism: Cynocephalus volans (Philippine flying lemur)
Lineage: Eukaryota; Metazoa; Chordata; Mammalia; Dermoptera; Cynocephalidae
Product: aldo-keto reductase family 1 member C3-like
Exons: 9
Coding region: 1-972 (323 amino acids)
Biological process (GO): prostaglandin metabolic process; daunorubicin metabolic process; progesterone metabolic process
Cellular component (GO): cytosol
Molecular function (GO): bile acid binding; aldose reductase (NADPH) activity; androsterone dehydrogenase [NAD(P)+] activity
Source: RefSeq, a predicted model, not a curated record